GGCCAUUGGCCCUUACUGCUUAUUCACCGUGGCGACGUCUCUGGUACGCGACCUUCUCGCCAGUGAUGUCACCGACAUGAGCAUCCUUCAUGGCGACACCAAUGCCCUUACGGUCCUCGUGAUUGCCUCCGUUUGGCUCUUUGGCUACCGGCCCUCUAAGCCAGCCAGGCUGCUGAUUUGGAUGUUUUUAGCCGCCUGGUACACAUACCGCCUGAUCGACGAACUCUAUUCAUCAGAGGGGUUCCUGUACGAAGACAUCUGGCUCAACCACAUGAUCUUUGUGACCAUGAUCUCGUGUCUUGCCAAUGCACUGAAGCACACCUUUCUUCUUUCAGAGCCCGAAGUUGAUGAGCCGACAUUGAAAUUGUUGAAG
Symbiodinium necroappetens is the source of this 373-nucleotide messenger RNA. The record is from the annotation of a GenBank genome assembly. Lineage: Eukaryota; Dinophyceae; Suessiales; Symbiodiniaceae.